This is a messenger RNA of Suillus subalutaceus, 444 nucleotides long. RefSeq lists its product as uncharacterized. Lineage: Eukaryota; Fungi; Basidiomycota; Agaricomycetes; Boletales; Suillaceae. The transcript has a single exon. The annotation marks the transcript as partial. The record is from RefSeq and is a predicted model, not a curated record.
CUUCACUUCGACAUCGCCUUUCCAACCCACGACAUCGAGUACAUGCAGGACUCCUCUUACGGGAUCCAACAGACGCCCCUGUCUGAUGCCAAUCUCGACAAGCCGGCCGCAAACGAGGAACUGACCGAAAUGACCAUCAAAUUCCAGCGCAAUCCUUUACAAUGGGAUAUCUACGUGAAGCGUGAUGAAGGCAUUCGUGUUCGUGAUGUUUUCGAGGCGAUCUAUUCAGCUUUCGACAAACUGCUCACUCCCCACGAGAAGAGCUUGAUCCCGCACUACCUCCAUGCGGGGUGUGAGGAAGCAUUUAGGCUUCGCUGCAACCUUGCGCCGGUUCUUCCAUUAAUGCAAAAAAUCCAAGGCUGGAAGCGUGUAGACGCACUUCUGCACGAGACCAUCUUCCGCGGCUUGGCUCAGUCGAAGCGAGGAGAUUGGACAUUAAAUCUC